GAGACGCUGGUGCAGGUGGCAGCAGCCGCGGACGUCAGUGUGGAAGAGGCACGGAUCCCGCUGCAAGAGUUUGUCGGCCAGGCUGUGAACGAGGAGCCGUUGCAGAAGCGGCUACGAACGCCUCACGGCCUCCCCAAGCAAGCGUUGCUCGAGGAGAGUCGUGGCGAGUUGGAGGCCCGAGAGUGGGCUCAUUGGCGGCCUCGCCUGCUCUGGUUGCUCGGCGAGAUGGACGCGCCCUCGUUGGAG
Messenger RNA from Prorocentrum cordatum, 246 nucleotides. NCBI's taxonomy places the organism in Eukaryota, Dinophyceae, Prorocentrales, Prorocentraceae. The record is from the annotation of a GenBank genome assembly.